Molecule: messenger RNA, 2040 nt
Organism: Seriola dumerili (greater amberjack)
Lineage: Eukaryota; Metazoa; Chordata; Actinopteri; Carangiformes; Carangidae
Product: poly [ADP-ribose] polymerase 6-like
Exons: 22
Coding region: 1-1989 (662 amino acids)
Biological process (GO): endoplasmic reticulum unfolded protein response
Cellular component (GO): endoplasmic reticulum tubular network; nuclear envelope; membrane
Molecular function (GO): kinase binding; protein serine/threonine kinase activator activity; NAD+ poly-ADP-ribosyltransferase activity
Source: RefSeq, a predicted model, not a curated record
AUGAUAGCCCUGGAGCUGCAGGCCUCAUCCUCCGCCUCUUCUCUGUCUGGACCAGGUUCAGCUGAUUGGGCUGAGACUGAGUGCCAACACUGGACAGACAGCCAAAGUGACGAGGACAGUGACACAGAGGAGAUCCCGUGUGGAAUACAUGAGAGCUGUGCCACUGACCUGUAUCGCCACCCCCAGCUGGAGAGAGACAUUGAGGCGGUCAGGACUUUGUAUUCAGACUCUGCAGUCUCUGUCAGGGAGUAUGGGUCAAUAGAUGAUGGGGAUGUUGACUUGACAAUUAGUGCCAACUUUUUGGAUGAGGAGGUGGCCAAAGCCUGGAGGAUUAAUGCAUCGGAGCCCAUCGUCAUCCGUCUGCACUUUUCUCACUCUCAGUAUCUGGAUGGACCUGCACCUUCAGUUGAAGUCUUUCAGACAUCCAACACGGAUCAUUUCAGCCUUCGGAAACAACUGCAGAAUAUUCUCACAGUCUUCAUAUCUCGGGAGUGGAAGCACCUGACAAACGAGAGCAUCGUAGUAGAACAGAAGAGCAGACACAGCUGGUUCAAGCCAAGUGGAACCAUCAAGAAAGUUCGUGCGAGAUUCAGCAUCUGGUUACCACUGUCAAAGUAUGUGAUGAUUCCUUUAUUGUCAAAUGAUCUCAAGGAACCAACUAUGAGAGGAAGGAUACUUUUACCAGCAAUGAAACUGAGUCGUUUCACAAAUCAUACAACCUCCUACACCUUCAAGAAUCCCCCAGGAGAGCUCUUCACCUACACACCCAGUGGAAAGAGGGUGGCGAUGUCAGCAGUCAAAUCGUCAGCGCAGCUUAAUACCAAACAGCUGAUAGAGCUGCUUUUCUCCUCCCAGGCCAUCAGGCACUGUAAGACCACCCCUACUCUGCAGCAUGGCUUCUUAGUACAGAUAAUGAGGUAUGCUGAGCAGAGGAUGCCCACGCUGAAUGAAUACUGUGUGGUCUGUGAUGAGCAACAUGUGUUUCAGAACGGCCCCAUGUUAAAGCCUGCAGUUUGCACAAGGGAGCUAUGUGUGUUUUCAUUUUAUACGCUGGGGGUUAUGUCUGGAGCCACAGAGGAUGUUGCAACUGGUGCAGAGGUGGUUGACCUGUUGGUCGCUAUGUGCAGAGCUGCUCUUCAGUCGUCACGCAAGAGCAUCAUAUUUGACCCGUACCCUUCUGUUGUUGAUCCAUACAACCCCAAAGCCCUGGCCUUUAGUCCUAAGAGAAAGAGCUACGACAGGCUGCAAAAAGCACUGGACAAUGUCUUGUUAAUAAGGAGGAUGGCACAGGGUCCACGUUGUGAAAUCAAGAAGCAGAUGGACAAAAUAGAUCCUCUCGCCUAUCCCUUACUACAGUGGAUUUUAGCAAGCAACAGAUCACACAUUGUCAAGCUUCCACUGAACAGGCACCUGAAGUUCAUGCACACACCCCAUCAGUUCCUGUUGAUCAGCAGUCCUCCAACUAAAGAGGCUCGUUUCCAAACAGCCAGAAAACUUUAUGGCAGCACCUUUGCUUUCCAUGGUUCCCACAUUGAAAACUGGCACUCUAUUUUAAGAAACGGGCUGGUUAAUGCCUCAUACACAAAAUUACAGCUUCAUGGAGCUGCAUAUGGGAGAGGCAUCUAUUUGAGUCCUAUUUCAAGUGUAUCUUUUGGAUAUUCUGAGAUGGGUAAAGGUCAACACCAAAUAACCACCAAGGAAGACCUCAUAAAGAAAUACAACCGGAUAAAUAAAAUCAAACAGGAACAGCCAGGGCAGGCGAGGUUUCUGCAGAGCAAGAACCUGAACUGCAUUGCGCUCUGUGAGGUCAUAACUUCAAAAGACCUUCAAAAACAUGGGAACAUUUGGGUGUGUCCGACCUCCGACCAUGUGUGCACACGUUUCCUCUUUGUGUAUGAAAAUGGUCAGGUGGGAGAUGUCCACAUUAACACUCAGGAAGCCAGGAUCCACAGGGAAAUUUUACAAGUAAUUGCUUCAAAGCGGUGCUGAGAAAACAAAUACAUAUAUAUGCACACAUUUCUUUAUGAUUGGAGUGUAGAA